Molecule: messenger RNA, 1774 nt
Organism: Stegostoma tigrinum
Lineage: Eukaryota; Metazoa; Chordata; Chondrichthyes; Orectolobiformes; Stegostomatidae
Gene: gdap1
Product: ganglioside induced differentiation associated protein 1
Exons: 6
Coding region: 40-1125 (361 amino acids)
Biological process (GO): mitochondrial fission; mitochondrial fusion
Cellular component (GO): mitochondrial outer membrane
Source: RefSeq, a predicted model, not a curated record
GGGAGCCGGGUGGUGUCUUCGGUGGUAGGUGUCGGGGCGAUGGCGGCUGCUCAGGGGGAGCCGGCUGGUGGUGAAAGAUGUCGAGAGAUGGAGGUGCGAAGGUCACAAGAAGGGGAUGGGGCACUGCAGGUGGUUCCCAAACCCGAGAACACUCGCGAAAAAAUGGUUCUGUACCAUUGGUCGCAGUCUUUCUCUUCACAGAAGGUUCGUUUGGUUAUUGCAGAAAAGGGUCUAAAAUGUGAAGAGUAUGAUGUUAACCUACCAUUGAGUGAACACAAUGAACCUUGGUUUAUGCGUUUGAACCCAGCAGGAGAGGUGCCUGUGCUAAUUCAUGGCGAUAACAUUAUCUGUGAAUCCACUCAGAUCAUUGACUACUUGGAGAACACCUUUGAAGGUGAAAACAUCCCCAAAUUGAUGCCAGAAGAAGGAAGUCUGUAUUAUCCACGAGUACAGCAUUAUCGAGAGCUGCUAGACUCUCUCCCCAUAGAUGCCUAUACCCAUGGUUGUAUCCUUCACCCAGAGUUAACUUUGGACUCCAUGAUUCCUGCAUAUGCGACCACAAGAAUUCGCAGCCAAAUUGGAAACACUGAGUCUGAAUUAAAAAAACUUGCUGAAGAGCACCCAGACCUACGUGAAGCAUAUUUAGCAAAACAGAAGCAAAUUAAGUCAAAAAUACGGGACCAUGAUAAUGUAACCUACUUGAAAAAAAUAUUCCGUGAGUUGGAAAAUGUUCUUGAUCAAGUGGAGACUGAGCUACAGCGAAGGAUUGAGGAAACACCAGAUGAAGGACUUCAGCCAUGGCUGUGUGGUGACUUCUUCAGUCUUGCAGAUGUGUCUCUCAGUGUGACGUUGCAUCGACUAAAGUUUCUUGGACUUGCCAGAAAAUAUUGGGGAAAUGGAAAACGGCCAAAUUUAGAAUCAUAUUAUGAUCGUGUGUUACAGCAGAGGACUUUUCGAAAGGUUUUGGGAAAUGUGAACAACAUUUUAGUGUCAGCAGUACUACCUACUGCUUUCCGGGUUGCUAAAAAACGUGCUCCCUCCUUUUUGGGGGCUAGUUUUAUUGUAAGUCUGCUGGGAGGAAUAGGGUACUUAGCCUUCUUAUUCCUUAAAAAGAGACUUUCGUAAAUUUUUGUUGGUAUGAACUUGCUCAAAUUCUUGGUAAAUAAAAUUAUAGAAGACCUGUGACAUCUAGCACUAUGUUGCAGUUAUCUAGUAAAAAUAUAAUGGAAUAGAGACAUUGCAGUAACUUGUUUGCUGUAGUAACAAAAUUUACUGUCACUAUUUUAUUUUCAAACAGUAAGAUUGUAAUUUGUGGAAAGUUUAAAUGAACAUCUACACAACAGUUUAUUUAUUAUAGAACUCCAAAUAGGUUCACUUUUGUAUAUGUAGCCAAUUUCAGAUAAUAAACUGUGAACUGGCAAAACUCCACUAUUUAAUGGUUACUGCACAUUAACAAUUCUACAAUGCACUGAAAAGACAGGAACUAAAUGUGAGUCACUUGGGUUCAAAAGUUAGUCAAAAAUCUACUCUCCAACCUACAUGUAUCCAAAUUCUACGCAUGGCUUUUUUUCUGUCUAGCUUUUGAUAUUAUGUCCUUUUAAUGUAUUUUGUGGACAUCAACCUUCUAUAAUCUUUUUUGAGGGUGUGUGCACUGUAUUGGUUUUAUAGUUUUUGUUUUUGUUCGUUUAUUAGUUGGUUUGUUAGUUAAUUUGAGAAUACAGUUUCUAUAUCAAAUAGUCAUUGAAUAAAAGUUUCAAGCAAACAAUUUACCUAC